CUCCUUGCCGGCGGCGGCGGCGGCGGCAGCGGCGGCGGCGGUGGAGGAAGUUUCCGCUUUGCCUCCACCCCGGUAGCAGCUUGGCGGCCGGGGACAGCUUCCUCCGGACGCUCUGCGGGAUCUGCUGCCGCCGCACGUCUGCCACAGAACCAUGGGGUUGCCGAAGGGGCCGGAGGGCCGGGGUCUUCCGGAGGUAGAAACAAGGGAAGAUGAAGAACAGAAUGUGAAGCUGACUGAAAUUCUGGAGCUUUUGGUUGCAGCUGGGUAUUUCCGGGCAAGAAUUAAAGGCUUGUCCCCUUUUGACAAGGUAGUAGGAGGAAUGACUUGGUGCAUCACCACUUGCAACUUUGACAUAGACGUUGAUCUGCUCUUUCAGGAAAACUCUACAAUAGGUCAGAAAAUAGCACUAUCGGAAAAAAUUGUCUCGGUCCUGCCAAGGAUGAAGUGUCCGCACCAGCUAGAGCCCCACCAGAUCCAGGGCAUGGAUUUUAUUCACAUAUUUCCUGUCGUUCAGUGGCUGGUGAAGCGAGCUAUAGAAACAAAGGAAGAGAUGGGUGAUUACAUCCGCUCCUACUCCGUUUCCCAGUUCCAGAAAACCUACAGCCUUCCUGAGGAUGACGACUUUGUAAAGAGAAAAGAAAAGGCCAUCAAGACAGUUGUUGACCUUUCAGAUGUUUACAAGCCCCGUCGGAAAUACAAACGCCAGCAGGGAGCAGAAGAGCUGCUGGACGAAGAAUCUCGAGUCCACGCUACGCUUUUGGAAUACGGCAGGAGAUACGGAUUUAGCCGCCAGAGCAAAACAGAGAAGGCUGAGGACAAGAAAACCACACUCCCUGCAGGGCUCUCAGCUGCAGAAAGAGCUGAGGCUCACGAAGAAGAUGAGCUCCAAGCUGCCGAGGAGCAGCGUAUUCAGUCACUGAUGACCAAGAUGACCGCCAUGGGGAAUGAGGAGAGCCGUCUCACCGCGAGCUCCGUGGGCCAGAUCGUGGGACUCUGCUCCGCCGAGAUCAAGCAGAUUGUGUCCGAGUACGCGGAGAAGCAGUCUGAGUUGUCAGCUGAAGAAAGUCCAGAAAAAUUAGGCACCUCCCAACUCCAUCGUCGGAAAGUCAUCUCCUUGAACAAGCAGAUUCUGCAGAAGACCAAACAUCUGGAAGAGCUGCAGGCAAGUCACAGCAGCCUACAAGCCAGAUAUGAGGAGACCAAGAACACUCUGACGAAGUUGAAGAGCUACAGUGAGAAACUGGACAGAGAGCAAGCAGCCCUGGAGAAGUUAGAGUCCAAAGCCGACCCAAAUAUCCUGCAGAACCUGAGAGCACUUGUAGCCAUGAAUGAAAACCUGAAAAGUCAGGAACAGGAGUUUAAAGCACAUUGUCGAGAGGAGAUGACCCGGCUGCAGCAGGAAAUUGAGAACCUGAAAGCCGAGAGAGCACCGGCUGGGGACGAAAAGGUGCUGUCUGCUGGAGAGCCACAUGGUGCCCUCAGCCCUGCGAUGACUCAUAAUGAGGACCUAGACAGACGGUAUAAUAUGGAGAAAGAGAAACUUUACAAGAUCCGCUUACUACAGGCUCGAAGAAAUCGAGAAAUAGCCAUUUUGCACCGCAAGAUUGAUGAAGUACCCAGCCGAGCUGAGCUGAUACAGUAUCAGAAGCGAUUUAUCGAACUCUACCGCCAGAUUUCGGCCGUGCACAAGGAAACCAAGCAGUUCUUCACUUUAUAUAACACCCUGGAUGAUAAAAAGGUUUAUUUGGAAAAAGAGAUUAGCCUGCUGAACUCAAUUCAUGAGAACUUCUCCCAAGCCAUGGCCUCCCCUACUACCCGGGACCAGUUUUUACGUCAGAUGGAACAGAUUGUAGAAGGAAUUAAGCAAAGUAGAAUGAAGAUGGAAAAGAAGAAGCAAGAGAACAAAAUGAGAAGAGACCAGUUGAAUGACCAGUACUUGGAACUGUUAGAAAAACAGAGGCUAUACUUCAAGACUGUGAAAGAGUUCAAGGAGGAGGGCCGCAAGAAUGAGGUGCUGCUGUCCAAGGAUGGUGAAACGGUUCUGAACACUACAGUAGAGAGAUGCAGGUGUAGCCGCCUCAGCACCCGGGGGUUUCCUGCCUCCCAUUUGCUUCCAUUUCGUCUCUCUGUUGUCGAUGGAAUCAGACAGUGUGACCCUGAUGGCUUGGAUCGUGCCCGUCGUCCUAUGAAGAGACGUGGGUAGUUUUGUUCUGUGUCCCUUCAACUUUUAUUUCUCCAGUAACAUUGCACAUAUGAAGGUACCUGUAUUUGUACGGACUCCCUGAAUAAAAAGGAAUUCAUUUGUUCAGCAAAUAUUAAUUGAGCAAGCAGUGAGAAGUAAGCCCAGAGGGAAACGGAGUAUAAAACACAGGCCCUGCAGCUCAGGCACGUGGAGCAGUAGUAGCCCACUUGGCCCCAGAGCUUGGGCGCCUGAGGUUUUUGUUUUGUUUUGUUUUUAGUAAACUAAGGCUUUUAGCUGAAUGACCAGCCCGUGUGAGUGCUGGGCUUGAAGGCCCUUCACUUACCUUGUGCCUUUUGUUUCUGGCUCUCCCGGAUGCCAGCCGCCAGUCCUGACGGUGUGGUGCGAGGAGAGCUCAGUGGCCGCCGUUGGUUCGGUUCUCACGCGGCACUCGAGUUUACUUCACCAAAAAUUGAGAACAGGGGCCUCAUAUUGAGGAUGCCUACAUAAGAACAACACCUUAUCAUACCCUACUUCUCUUUCGAGUCCUGGCCAGAUGGGGCUAGUCUUGUGCACCCUCCUCAUGAGGAGCACAUGACCCUGGACAGGUCAUGGGCUCAGCGCAGAGACAAGCCGCAGACACACAGUUCCCUGCGGCCCAGGGCAGCACGUGCAAGACCCCAGAGGGCACUAGAUGAGGAAGAGCAGUGAGUGUGCAGAGGUCCAGGAGACUCCAUGGAGGAAGCAGGACGUGGGCUAGGAAGGAACGGAGAGUUGCACAUUAACUGGUAGACAAAGGUAGGGGAGCCAAUUUGGAUCAAGUAGGACUGUAAUUAGAAACACGAGCGGGUGCAGGGAGAGCCCACGGGUGUUUGUUGGGUAAGGAGGGGCUGGGCCUGUCUCUGCAGGAAAGGCAGGCUGGGACCAGCGUUUGGGGGACCUUGAAAGAAGGCUGAGCUGUGGACUUGACCCUCUGAAAACGAGCUCCUCCUGCCCCGGCCGCCAGGCGCCUGGCAGCCCCGCCAUGUUCAGUUGACAGGGUGCGGUGUGUGCUUCCUUCGGCCUAAACCUUGCACACGUGCUAGGCAGCAGGUUUGGACCGGCAGACGAAGAGCUCACGUGUGUCCAUAGACAGGGCACUCGGUGCAUUCACAGGAACGCCAUGUUCAGUGUUAAUUCCCUAAUGUGUGGUGUGGACAGACUUAAAACCUCUCACGCCGGAUUAGCAGGGACCGUUGGUUUCCGCGCCGAGGCCUCGAGGCCUGUGGGGUGCAGACAGCCGCUCCUGGAGCUGAGCCAGGAGCAGUGGGAUGCAAGCAGGCGCUGCCGUGCACCAGGGGUGCUCUCUUUGGGCCCCACCCAUCGCCCUCCGGCUGCUCCCUCAGUCUCAGCCAUCCGCAGACUGAUUUUUGCGAGGGCUCUGUGAAGCUGAAGCAAGUGACACAGUGAGAAAGCAGGUGGCUCUCUGAGGACAGAGGAGAGAGAGCAGUUCGCACAUGUUUCAGGUUCAGGGAAACAUCUGUGUUUUCUUGUUGAGAAGCUUGUAGACCCAUCGCUGACAACGUUUUGAUCAGUUAUGAGAUGAUUUGUGCAAAGGUGGCAAGGAGGAGGAGUGGGUUAUAAUCUGGGGCCCCGUCGCCCGCCUCCCUGCUGUCGGAGAACGUGUGGCAUGACCAAUCCAAAGCAACUAAUAAAUAACCCUUGUUAAAAGUGAGGGCAUGUAUUGGGCUGUGCUUCCAAAGAGUUUCAUCUGAUUUGGUGUUGGUAUAGGGAGGUGUCAGAAUAUCUCUUUUCCCCCCUUUAAAUUCUACAAGACCAAAUACAGGCUGGUUCCUAUCCCCUGGACACGUCAUGGGUUAGACCCCAGGAGCCAGUCUUGAGAACUCCGUGUUUGCCUGAGGUGGCACACAAAAUGACACUGUCUUUGUGAGUAACUAGGACACUUAAGUGUGCCUUACAGGCAGGCCUUAUAAGCUCAAGUGAUGCCCCCUUCAUUUCAGAAGUCACUCAGGAGAGUUCCUCCUAGGACAUCUUGUGUGCCCAGGGUACGGCUGGGUAUUCGGCUAACUCCACAGACUAUUCUGAAGUUUAAAAAGAAGAAGAAGAAGAAGGAGCAGGGAUGCAUCCUUAAGUUACAUUUAUGAAAUGAGGAAUGAGGUUUCCCCAGGAAGCAUUUAGUUGUCCCUGUUCAGCCAGAGAAGUGAGCUUGCUAACCCGGCAGCCUACCCGGGGCUGGCCGCCCAGUGCCCUGGCUUUCUCCACCAGCCUCUGGGUCGGGGGCGUCUCUCCCCCACAUGCCCUCAUGGAGUGCAUGGGGCUGCCUCGGUUUAACCCCAAACCAGAGCUGCUGAGCAGUAUGCACUAGAGGACCACAACGCAUCUGUGACGCAUCUGGCAGACAUUGCUCUUAUCCUUGGCCUAGAUUCCGUCUCUGGGGUCAGCUAACUACACUUAGCGGGAGGUGCCCAAGGUUAGAGGAUGCUGCCAAAAUCCCACAGCAGGGUCUGUUUCCUUUUUCAACAGAGAGGGCAAAUUUUAAGUUUCUCAGGGCUAAGUUCUUAAUAGUGUCUGAUGUGUGGUCGUAACUGGGUUCUGGUCCAUGGCCCGUAUCCUGUGGGUAGCCAGGUCCUGCCAGUGUCUCCUGAGUCUGGCCGCAGGCCGGAAGGCAGAGGGGCAGGUACAAAGAGCAGGCCCUUCUCAGGCCGAGGAAGCUCUCAGGACCUCCUGAAAAGCAGGAGCAGGGGAUGGGGAAGGCCUCGGGCAGCCCUCUACUACCUCACAAAGCACAAAGUGACCUCAGGCUGAGCAUUGAAUGCCCCGAUCACAUCUGUGGUGACCAGAGCAGACCUGCCAGAAAAGGCACUCUGGACAACAAGCAGUGGCCCAUAAACCUCUGCUGCUUCGACUCCCAUCAUUUGGACGUGGCCUUGCCUGCCCCUCUAUGCGGCCUCCUGGCCAUCAGCGUACCAGGGAGGGAGACAUUCUAGCAACAAGCUUUCAUUGGCACUUUCACGGAGCCUGAGAGGCAGAGAGGUGGCUUGAAUAUGCUUUGAGGAGGAACCUUAAGGAAGCACUUGGUGAUGUACUUGUGGCUGGUGCUGGAUUCGAGGCACGGCAGUACGGAAGAGCCCAGCACGGUGAGGUGCCCACCGUCUGUCUGCGUGGCUGGGCAUGGGUCGGGGGUGCCCUGUGUGAGACGUCUCCAGAGCCCCCCGAGCCUUGUCUUAGUCCUUCCCCCCAAGUCCAGAGCAUUUCUUCUCAAACACGUGGCAGCAGGCCAAAAACACGAUGUAAAAAAUCAUGUCAUCAUGGUCCCCACUCUUCUCAUGAGAAAUGUACAGAAGUGUUGGGGGGAACUGGUCCGUGGCCUGUUUGAUGGUGUGGGGAAUGCUCUGGGUUUUCCACGUCAGCCUUACGUCAGUUCCUCACAGGCGCCGAGCCCAUACCUGCACGGGGCCGUCGUCCUUGCUGUUACCUCUGCCUGGACCGCCAUCCACCUGAGGUCGCGGGCAGUGGCCUUGCCUGAGAGCCAGUCCUCUGCAGACCCACUCAGCGUGGGCCUGCGGCCCUGACCCCACUCUGCCCCUUCCUCUGCCAGCUGCCUUUCUGGCACUGUCUGAUCGCUUAGUCCUUUGCCAAGCCUGUUGCCUGCCCACGCCACCCGCCCAGAGUAGAAGAGCAAUGGAAACAGACCUUGCAGUCUUGCCGGAACCUGGCUCCGUGAAGGGCCAGGAAAUCCUAGUCGGAUAAAAUAGCUUCUCUGAAUUGCAUCUUUGCAUCCCUGUAUUAGCAGAGUUCAGACUGGAAGGUUCACCUGAUUUAUGCUAGUUUGAAUACAGGGAGACCAUUUUAUUCAGCAGCUUGAGAGGAUCUCUCUCAGAGUGUUUGUCCUCAUCAAGCCUCGAAGCCUGGGAUGACAGGGGGGUCAGAGGUUUCAAACCUGUCCAAGGAAUUGCCUUUCACAUGGGGAAAACCCAUACGGCGGGGGCCUGGGGAGGAGGGGAUAAAGGGAACAUAGUGAUUUGAGAGAAAAAAUCAGAUCAUACGUAGGCUUGUCUCACGGUAUGUCAUGAACCUAAAGUAACUUGACUGAAGUGACUCAGCUGCGGGAAGCCACAAAGUGGGGCGUGGCGCCGGGAUGCUGUGUUGGCAGAAGCAGGAGCCGCACAGUGUCUGGGGAGGGCAGCUGACGAGAUCUAUGGCAGGUGCAGGUGCAGGUGCACACACUCUUUGAGCCAGCAGUGCUGCGUUCAGGAAUGUUUCCUGGUACAAGGGUUUUGACUGCAGCAUUGUUUGUAAUGGCAAAAAGUUGGAAGCAACUACUACCAUAGGGCAAUGGUUAAAUCAAGUGUGGUGAAUCCACACAGUGGGGCAUUCGGUUUAUAGGAACCGAGUUGCUCUCUGUGUACUGCUGUGGCAUGAUCCCUAAGGUGUACGGCCAGGUGGGGGAGAGAGGCUCUUGGUGUACUAGUGUUUGUUUUUAAAAAGAGGAGGAUGGAGAAAAACGUGUGUCGAUAGGUGUGUACAUGUGCACGCACACAUGUAUCACGCGUACCUGCUCGCCUGCGCCUCGAGUGUCUCUGGGAGGGUGCACAGGGACCUGUGAGCCUUGCUUGCCUCUGAGGAGAGGGGUGGGGAUUACUUGUCACUGUAUACCUUUUGUACCUUUUGAAUUUUAUACCAUGUACAUGUAUUAUCUAUUCAAAAAAUAAAGUUUUUAAAUUUUAA
Suricata suricatta (meerkat) is the source of this 6907-nucleotide messenger RNA. RefSeq names its product coiled-coil domain containing 93 (gene CCDC93). Gene Ontology annotation, biological process: Golgi to plasma membrane transport. The coding region runs from base 152 to 2203 and encodes 683 amino acids. The transcript is spliced from 25 exons. NCBI's taxonomy places the organism in Eukaryota, Metazoa, Chordata, Mammalia, Carnivora, Herpestidae. The record is from RefSeq and is a predicted model, not a curated record.